Messenger RNA from Sphaerodactylus townsendi, 3243 nucleotides. RefSeq names its product noggin-2-like. NCBI's taxonomy places the organism in Eukaryota, Metazoa, Chordata, Lepidosauria, Squamata, Sphaerodactylidae. Gene Ontology annotation, biological process: osteoblast differentiation; dorsal/ventral pattern formation; negative regulation of cell differentiation. The record is from RefSeq and is a predicted model, not a curated record. The transcript has a single exon. Bases 1450 to 2097 code for a protein of 215 amino acids.
GGGGGCGAUAUUUAACUUGGGAUCGCGCGGGGCCGGCGGAGCAGUCGCGCGCUGGCCGGGGAGCAACGCGAGGCGCCGAGAGGACCCCCGGGGAGACGCCGCCGCCCAGAGAGAGAGAGCGAGAGAGACCCGGGCAGGUAGACUGGACGCGCCUCUGCAGCCCUCGCCGGCGUGCACGGGGGGAGCCAGUUGCAUUGCAGCCAGCAGCCAGCCAGCCGCCCGCCCUGCCUCUCCCGGGCUGCCGCCGCGUGGAUGAGCGAUCGGGCUGGCCGGCGGCGUGGCCAUAGAGAGAGCCCCUCGGCGGCUGCACUUCGGCCAGCAGCGGCUGCGCCUUCGCCGCUCUGCAACCUCCCUCGACCGGACUGAUCGCCGUCGCGGCGCCCGCGGAGCGAAAGCAUCUGGGGCUCCGGCUCAGAUCUCGCCCGGAGCUUGGCGUCUGCGGAGGGAGAAGGAUGGUCUCGGGGACAAGUUGGGGCCCCCACUGAACCCUGACCGGCCGGACUGCUGCUGCUGCUGUUGCUUUCCGUCUCCUGGGGGGAAAGAAAAUCCCCUCCAUCUUCUGUCCCGUCCCCCCCAGCACCCUAUAAGGAGCCUUGCAAGAUGAAGAAAAGUUCACGUGGAGCCUUUUUGCAGUUUUGCUGGGGAUCUGUGGCCGUCUGAGCGCAAGAAAGGGGCCCCCGAAAGAGCAGGCAUCAAGACAUUGACUGCGCUUCGAAUCCCCCCCUCUGACUGCAAAGGGGGGGAGGGCUGGAAGAAGUGGGAAGACCCCCCCCAAACAAGGAAUCCAGAGCCGUUUCUUGGGACUAUCUGUGCUCCCAACCCUCCUCCACACCCACCUCCAGCGGCCCCCACCCCCCUUUCGCUCCAGCCAAUGCUUUUCACAGUUCCCCCAUCUAUAAAAGAAGGUUUUAUUCUUGGGCUCCAAUCUCACGCCAAACCCUGUCAUACCGUCUAGACAAGUUGUCGUGGGUCUAAGUCCAGCUGUCACCAUGGGGAUGGCGAGUGGUCCGCUGUGAAUUUUUUGGAGAGAGAGAGAGGAGAAGAAGGAGAAGAAGGGUGCAGGGGAAUUACCCAGUGCAAAAGAAUUUGGUUGCCCUUUGGGAAGGUUCCCUGGGCAGGAGGCGACUGUCUGCUCCCCGCCCGCCCGGCCACCCCCUCUUUGCUAUUCACCCUGCUUGCUUAGUUAAUAGGGAAGGGAGAUCCAAAGGGGGACCUCACAUGUGUCUGUCAUAUAACCCCUUGGCGAUCUAUUUAAAGCCAGAGGCCUUGGUGGACUUUGUCUCAGCCUAUUUAUGAAUCCCUUGGACUUGGCAAGUAGGACCGUGGAGUAUUAACUCGGAGCUUUGGAACAAUCAGCGAAGCAAGUCAAUUGCAGCGCCUGGCUGCUCUCUGUGGGGGGAACAGUCUGCCAGCGCCAGUGGACAGAGCAGAGCUGGGUCAAGGGAGAGCAUGAGGGCCUCCCAAGCACUCCUGCUGUGCUCUUCCUUGGCGGUGCUGUUCCAGCCCGGCUCCUGCCAGCCCUACCUCCGCCUCAGACCCUCCCCUAGCGACAAUCUGCCCAUCAAGGACCUCAUUGAGCAUCCGGACCCAGAGUAUGACCCCAAGGAGCAAGACCUGGAUGACCGGACUUUGCGGAAGAAGCUGGGGAGCAAUUUCGACCCUGCCUUCAUGUCAGUGGUCACCCCGGUCCAGGUGAACCUCUCCAGCCCUGACCCGCUGCACAGGGUCAAGACGGCAGGACCGUUGCCCAGUGAGCUGAAAAAGCUGGAACUGGGCGAGACGCCUUACGGAGCAAGGCUUAAGAUGGGCAAGAAGGCACGGAGGAAGUUCCUGCAGUGGCUGUGGGCGUACACCUACUGUCCGGUGCUGUACACCUGGAAGGACUUGGGCAUCCGGUUCUGGCCUCGUUAUAUCAAGGAAGGGAACUGUUUCUCUGAGAAGUCUUGCUCCUUCCCGGAGGGCAUGUACUGCAAGCCGGUCAAAUCGGUCACCAAGACCUUCUUGAGAUGGUACUGCCAAGGGUGGUCGAGGCAGAAAUAUUGCACCUGGAUCCCCAUGCAGUACCCUGUUAUUUCAGAGUGCAAAUGUUCUUGUUAGCCUCCCGUUUUGGGGCGCGCUCUCUGCACGUGUUCUCUCCGUUUUAUGUGGCUCCGCUCCUGGGAUGACUUCUGCUGGAAACCACUUGGUGCCUUACGGUGGGGCGGGACAGGCCCUGUUUGUGGGACCAUAUGUGGGUCUCCACAGUGAGGCUUUGGAUCCAGCCAGUGUUGGUCGGGGACAUGGCAGGUGCUAGUCAUUUCGCAGCCCCGAGGGAUCGGAUCAUCUGGUCAAGGAUCGGGUGGUCUUAUGGCACUUCUUGCACUCCAUCCACACAAAAACACACGUUCACAAGAGACCUUGCUUAUCCGUUUCUCUGUCCUCUGGUUUUUUUCCCCUUCAGCGGCCCCUUGCACUGUGUUUUUUUUUUUUUUUUUGGUAAUAAUUAUUUUAUUUUAUUUGAAAUGGGGGAAAAAACAAAAACCCGAAAAAGGAACUGCAGUGCAGGCCAGAGGAAAAAAAGCUAAGCACUACAAGAUGUUUAUUUUUAUACAUAUAUAUCAUUCUAACAAAAAAAUACCAUCUUUGUAAAUAUAGAGAUUUUAAAAGGGGAGGAAAUUCAGCUGUGUUUUUUAUGUUAAUUGUUAUUAUUAUUAUUAUUGUUAUUAUUAUUAUUAUUAUUUACUAAUUCAGUGAUGCAGGACCACAUUUUGAACUCAGUCCUUUAGGAACUGAACACUUUUUCUUUCAGCAACUGAGAAGGGAGAUUUCCCCCCAUAUAGAUGGUUUAUGAUGCCCAGCCUACCCUGUGCGCCUUUAAGAUGUUUUAUUUCCAUUUCCUGUAUUUUCUUGCCUUUUGAGUUUGUCAGCAGUCUGCAGACUAAUUUUCAAAGCGCUCUAGGGUUGUUGUUUUUUUAAAUGUAUAUGGUUUAAGGAGAAUUUUUUUAAAAGUAGGAAUUUAUGAGAAGAGUGUUGGAGUUUUUUUUGUUUUGGAAUACAUAUAGUAAUGUAGAGAUGUUAAAAGACAUUUCUUGUGUACAGUUUAUUUAUUUUUGAUGUUUGUGUAUAGAAGAAAAAAAAAGCUAGAGAUUGUGCCAGAAAAUAUUGAAAAUGUUUACUUGAAUAUUCCUUUUGCAACAUAUCAGUGUACAUAUCAACCAUGACUGAUCAAAACAUUUUUAGCAAUAAACUCUACCUUUGAAGAAA